Molecule: messenger RNA, 2402 nt
Organism: Scleropages formosus (Asian bonytongue)
Lineage: Eukaryota; Metazoa; Chordata; Actinopteri; Osteoglossiformes; Osteoglossidae
Gene: hes1
Product: hairy-related 6
Exons: 10
Coding region: 1152-2117 (321 amino acids)
Biological process (GO): regulation of DNA-templated transcription
Molecular function (GO): DNA binding; protein dimerization activity
Source: RefSeq, a predicted model, not a curated record
AAUAGAAACAAUCCUUUUUAAUAUAAUGUGAACAAGGCGGCACUGCGGCGCCACUGUUCGGGCAUAGUUUUGAAUCCAGCUUUGACUGCGUGGAGUUUACAUGUUGUCCCAGUUUUCUUGAUGAUUUCUUGCAGGUUCUCCAGUGUCCUCUCAUAGCCCGAUGACAUGCGGUUCGGGUGAAUUGGACGAAUCGCUGGCAUUGUGUACAACUACCCUACGGUGGACUGGCAUCCGACCCCAGCGUACCCUGCAAUGCCUUGCACCCAGUGAUCGUCAUAUGGGCUCUGAACUACUGCGAACCUGCCUGGGACAAGCUGUUAAUGAAAGCGGAUGAACUCUCGGUGCCCUGUCUGAGACCGGAGAGGUUGAGUCCAGCACCUGGAAGGAAACCCAGCAGGGGCUAAUUCUGAAGGUGGUGGGGGUGCCAGCACCACACCGAACAAAGGCGAAUUUUUCCUACAACGAGUCAGUGGAAAUGGAGACAAAAACGUGCUUUCGCGUAAAGGGCCCUGUCCAAAGCCAAGCAAACAGGCGUGACCCUCCUGCCUCGGCCUGGUCACAUGGGCACUUUGCGGGGACAUCAAGCUGCACACUUUGCUGGCUCUGGCUGUGAGCUUCGCUUAGAACUUAUUGAGGAGUUCUGCAUCAGACUGCCUACACUUCACCAAAUUCCAGGUUCACGUACUGGAAAAUUACGGGCGUCCCGGAUAACAGAUCUCCAUCAUCCCUCAGCACGUAGGCCACUCUUCCUGAAGCUGGAGAAGCCAUCAGCCGUUCCCUGUUCAAGCUGUUUCCAACAUUAGCCGGCAGGAGGCGGGACAGACGCCCAAAGCAGCUGCUCGCGCAGACGUAGGAAACGAUCUCAUCGAGGACCUGAAGGACGGAAAACCUUUCAUCUUAGAGCCCCAGCGCUGUGUGGGAAAAAGGAGAGCAAAAACUUGCCGAAGGAUAGAAGCAUGAUACUUGACCCGGGUCUCCCGACAGUGUUUUGUACAGAUCAGUAAAUGCAUUCAGGAGAAAUGCACCAGGCGUAGGAUGGCAGUGGUUCGGAGCCUAUCCCUGAAACAUAUGGCGCCAGGCUGGUCUGAGUACACUAUGGACGGGACUCCGGUCUAUUAUGGGGACACCCCCCCACCCCCCCGGAGGGAAAAAUGCCCGCAGACAUGAUGGAGAAAACGUCGUCGUCCCCGGUGGCGGCCACCCCGGCCAGUAUGAACACGACCCCGGACAAGCCGAAGACCGCGUCAGAGCACAGGAAGGUGAGGGACGAGGCUCGAGCCCGCUCACAGCUGCAUGGUAUACCUCACCUGACCUGUCUCUGUGAGGCUGUCACUCUCUCUCUCUCUCUCUCACACACAGAGUGUCACACGCACACACCGCACACGACGCGUCUUCUCACUCGUGUCCCCCCGUUUCUGUCUUUCCAGUCCUCUAAGCCCAUUAUGGAGAAGAGGAGACGAGCGAGAAUCAACGAGAGCCUCGGGCAGCUGAAGACGCUCAUCCUUGACGCGCUCAAGAAAGAUAGCUCGAGGCACUCGAAGCUGGAGAAGGCGGACAUCCUGGAGAUGACGGUGAAGCACCUGAGGAACCUGCAGAGGGUGCAGAUGACCGCUGCCUUGAACACAGACCCCACCGUCCUGGGGAAGUACAGAGCCGGCUUCAGCGAAUGUAUGAAUGAAGUGACCAGAUUCCUGUCGACGUGCGAAGGGGUCAACGCUGAGGUCAGGACACGGCUUCUAGGACACUUGGCGAGCUGCAUGACUCAGAUCAACGCCAUCAACUUCCCGGCUCAGCACCAGAUUCCCUCCGGGCCCCCUCAUCCUCAUCCGGCCUUCAGCCAGCCCAUGGCGCACAUGGCCGGCGCAUCUCAGCAAGCUGGCGUUCUGCCCUGUAAGAGCGCCUCUGGGUUGCAGUCGGAAGCCACCAAGGUGUACGGUGGUUUCCAGCUGGUUCCGGCCACGGAUGGACAGUUUGCCUUUCUAAUCCCUAACGCGGCGUUUGCGCCGAGUGGACAGGUGGUUCCGGUUUUUGCGAACGGCGCCAACACACCGGUCCCGGCGGCCGUGUCCCCGGGCGCCCCAUCGGCCACCGCGGACUCCGUGUGGAGACCCUGGUAGAACGGGAGGAGGGUUCCCAAAAGACGCUAAAGUAACUCCUGCAUCUUUUUAAAUGCUCCCAGACCGCUCAUUCUUUAUUAAACAGGUCCAAGUGUACUAAACGUGAGAUUAUGCACUAUAUUUGUAAAUAACAUUUGAGGAAAAAUUCAUAUUGAAAAUAAAACUCAUUGUAAAGUCGGUAAACUGCAUUUUAUACUCAAGGUGUCUUUUUCUAUGCGAUGCCAAAGAUGUUUUAAAUGCUCCAGUUUCUUCCACUGGAAGACGAAUAAAUUUGUACUGAAAUCA